Messenger RNA from Fusarium proliferatum ET1, 1860 nucleotides. RefSeq lists its product as uncharacterized. The record is from RefSeq and is a predicted model, not a curated record. Gene Ontology annotation, molecular function: DNA-binding transcription factor activity, RNA polymerase II-specific; RNA polymerase II cis-regulatory region sequence-specific DNA binding. The transcript is spliced from 2 exons. Bases 1 to 1860 code for a protein of 619 amino acids. Gene Ontology annotation, cellular component: nucleus. Lineage: Eukaryota; Fungi; Ascomycota; Sordariomycetes; Hypocreales; Nectriaceae. Gene Ontology annotation, biological process: regulation of transcription by RNA polymerase II.
AUGGGUAAUCUCGAAAUUAGAGGCGCCGUAUUGAAACGCCAGCUUGGCGAUGGAGGAAUCGCGGGUGUUGUUGUUGGUGUUAUCGUGGGCAUUGCGCUAGUUGUUCUUUGCUCGUAUCCCUUUAUCAUCCGCCGCAUCAGACGCCGAAAACAAACAUCUCUUCACGGCCCCCCGGACACGAACGACCCAGAGACUGGCGAAGUUCCAGCAACUGGAGCCCCCGGGAUAGACGACAAUCAACGCCGCUUGUCCUCACAAGACUCUUUCAAACCUUCUGGAGAAAAUACGCGUGGGGGAGUUGAUGGAUCCGUCAAAGACUUGGACUGGACAGCCCACGAUGGCUUUUUACAGCAAACUAAUGGACAAGGUCAACCAGACUAUAUUCCCCGAAUCGACACAAAUUUACCUUCUUAUGGCUUUGGAAAUGCUCAGCCAACUGCCAACGACUCAAUACCGCGCUCAGCACCGUUCGGCUCCGACGAGAAUCAUCAUGAAGAGUACAUGCCGCAGUCUAUUGGCGAUGCACCCCGGGCUGUUCUUAAUGGGACCAGUGCGGAUUACUAUAGCCCAUCAGUCCCCUCGGAGGCAUUUGGCAUGUUUUCGACUGAGGAAUCCCGACCUCAACCUGAACGCUCGUGGUCGCGCGGGAGCUCCUUGAGAUAUAAUUUAAAACAGAUGUUUAGUCGCAAGAGCACGCGCGAUCAGUCUCUGAACUCACCAACAUCGGAAUGCCUGGCUGAAAACCUCGAAAGCAUACCAAGAGCACAGGAUGGAAGUCUUCAACGGAUCACGACAGCAGGAAGACCGACCGAAUCUCCUACUGACAUGACUGCUCCGGCGACUGAUUCUUUGCCGGUACCUUCGUCUACCCAAGCCUUGGGCUCCCCGAUCGCUUUACCAUCUACCCUGCCAAAGGGGGCUGUGCAAAGUCCCCCAGAUUCCCCACCGACCACUUUCAACUUCAACGCGUCCCAAUCCCCUCCUAGCCAUCCCGCACCUGGUACCGUGAACCCUAUGGAUAUCAUGCCUGCAUCGACAGAAACCGAAGUAUGGCACAGGAAUGACUACCAAUUAUUUGUAUCGCAAUCCUCACCCAACCAGCCGCCCCCCUCAGCUGGGCCUGCCACACAUGAAGGACCUGUGGACUCGCCGUCGCCGUUAACCCUCCCUCCUAGUGAUCCUCAACCUCAACCUCAACCUGUGCCCAUAGUUCACUCACCUACACCAACCCAGAGUCAAAUAGCGUUUAAAACGGAGGUCGAUGACAAUCAAGAUAUCUCUAUGUCUGAAAUUCCAACGGCCAACCACUUGAGUCCUCUCCCCGACAGUAGUAUUCGACACCCAAGCUAUCCCUCCGAUGCGUCCACCCCCCUGCCUGGACCGGCAUUCACCAACCCGUCAUCGCUCAGUACACCUGCGACACAGCUUGAUACUCCUUCACCUCACUCUGGUACAUCUUCCGACUACCGACAUAGCGUGUCACCAGGAAACGCCGUGAGCAACCCGUCACCGAGUAUUGGUUCACACGCAUGUGAUGAGCCUGGCUGUAACCAGGUGUUCGAUCAGCCACACAAGCUCAAGCAUCAUCAACGAUAUCAUACAAAAGACCACAAAUGCCCUUACCCGAACUGUGGCAAGGGAUUCGGGACCAAGACACAUCUCCAGCGGCAUGUCAAUGAUCGACACGAAAGAAAGAAAAAGUUCCACUGCGCUGUGCAAGGCUGCGACUACUCAAGGCAAGGAGGAAAGGGAUUCCCUCGCAAGGAUAACUGGAAACGGCAUAUGACAAAGAUUCACAAUAUGGAUCAGAGACACCUCCCAGAACCUGUGGAAGUCGACCAGGAGAUGGGCGGCACAUAA